GUCCCGAGGCUGCCUGGCAGGUCCAGAGCCUCCAUCCAGUGGAAUGAAGAGGCAGAUACCCUGGUGGCAGCAGAAGCAGCACCAGUGAUCGUGGGGACUGCAAGGCUGAAAGUGGAGACUGGCCAAGUCCGCCUGGAAGGCACAGCACAACAGUUCCCUGCAUGGCAGUGGUUCAGGCUGCCCCCCAGCCCCAACCCCCUCCAGCCCUUUGGGUCCUGAGCUGCUUGGCUUUGGCACUUAUGCUUUGUGCCUUGUGUACCACCUGUCACAGGAAGGGUAAAAGAAGGCAGCAGUCUGGGCUUCAGCUAGUGGAUGUGUCUGAGGAUUUACUGAGACAGACCCAACUUCGUUCACUCAGCAAGUCUGAUUCCAAACUGAAUGAACUCCACCGGGGCCCCAGGAACAGUAAAGGCCAGCGCCCUACCAGCAUUCACCUCCCAUACCCACGGUGGCCGGGAGGGAUCAGGACUGACAUUCAGAUGACAACAGUGCUCCCUGUCUUUAUUCACCGUGAGCUGCCCCAGCCCCCACUGGCUUCAGACUCCUUGGCCCUUGAGUCCACCUAUUCCAAUGUACGGCUGACAGCUGCCCCAAGAACUCCCCCCAGGACACAGAGGGGAGAAGAACAGCUGAGGGUUUCUGAGCAGUUGGUAAUGCCAGAGUAUGCCUCUGUACGGAAGAUCAAGAAAGGGGCUGAGGGGGGGCCCAGCACAACAAGUCCCAAUGAUUCAAUCCCUGGGCAGAGAGGAGCCCUGCGACCUGGAAAAGCAGCAGAGGUGGAGGUUCUGUACUCCAAGAUCAGUAAGCUGGGCCGAAAACCCUUGGACACCCUCUGGAACACAGCUCUUUGUAACCAGCUGGACAGAAAUACUCAGGCCCCCCUAGUGGAGACUGCAAAUGAACAGAGCCAUAGUCCAGCCACAAAUCCCUCCUACAGGACUAGCAGUCCCACCUGGUGCAGGAAUAUAGAAAAUGGGCCCACUGAGAAUUUCUAUGAGAGCAUCAGUGAAAUGGAGGGGCUUGGGAAGGGAGCCCUCCCAGGGCUUCCUGCUGGGGCACAGACAUGGGCCCUCUGAAGAUUUAUGAAAAUAGGGGGAGAAAUAAAGGCAAACUGAGUCGA
Molecule: messenger RNA, 1120 nt
Organism: Dromiciops gliroides (monito del monte)
Lineage: Eukaryota; Metazoa; Chordata; Mammalia; Microbiotheria; Microbiotheriidae
Gene: LIME1
Product: Lck interacting transmembrane adaptor 1
Exons: 6
Coding region: 162-1076 (304 amino acids)
Biological process (GO): T cell receptor signaling pathway; B cell receptor signaling pathway
Source: RefSeq, a predicted model, not a curated record